AUGGGAAGGUUUGUGGCUGACCUGUUUCUCCUCCUGCUGAUUUCCACUGGACACGUCUAUGGAGUUUCGUUCUACGGCGACGGCUACAUCCACCUGCGGACGGUGGAGACGUCCACUCAGACCUUAAUCCACGUACGGUUUCGAACCUCUAAUCCAUCAGGGCUGCUGUUUCUGGCAGCAGGACGCAGAGACUUCUCGCUCCUGGAGCUGAUCUCUGGGCGCCUGCAGGUACGUCUGGACCUGGGCUCAGGUGAGCGUUCGCUGCGCUCAGAAAAGGGCAUCCACCUCAGUGAUCUGGCAUGGCACACUGUGGAGCUGACCCACAACCGCCAUAACAUCACUCUGACUGUGGACAGAAACUCUCACACCAGCCUCCGGAUGCCAGGGCCGGAUCUGGAGCUCAGGGUGGAGGACGGACUCGUUGUUGGCGGGACAGCUGGACUGAAACAUCCCUACCUCCUUAACAUCUCCACUGGGUUUAGGGGCUGCAUAGAUGAAGCUGUCUUCAAUGAGCAUAACCUUCUGGCCAGCCUCAGGCCUUAUUCUGGGUACAAGAGCGUCCAUGAGGUGUCUCUGGGCUGCAGUCCACAGUUUUCUGCUACAGAGGAAGACACUGUGAGUUUUUUCAGCUCCAAAGCCUUCAUUUCUCUCCCACCGUGGGAGGUGCUUCAGGAGGGGGUGUUUGAGUGUGAAAUGCACCCUUCAGGCAAAGAAGAAGAUGGCUUGGUCCUGUUCAGCUCUGGCAGCCAGGGAGGGUUUGUUGCCAUUGAGAUCAGAGAUGGUCACCUGGUGGCAACGGUGGGAAAUGCAGAGGGCAGUAAAACUGAGCUGCAUUCUCUAACCUACGUCCACAGCAACCAAACUUGGUACCCCAUCCAGCUGCAUUUGCUGCCUCACAGCGCCCAGCUGAAGGUCGGCAAGGAGCUGGUGAGGGCCAGCCUGAGUCAAGAGCUUCAGGUCAUCCAGCUCAAAGGACCUCUCUUCUUAGGAGGGCUGAACGAAGACGCUCGUGGAGAAGUGAGACGAGCUCGAUUGCCUUCUGUUCCACCUGCAGGAGGCGGCUCCUUCAAAGGCUGCCUCCGAAACAUUAUGGUGAACACUCAGAAAACAGGCCUGCCUCAUGCCACGGUGACCAAGGACAUCACUGUGGGCUGUGGGUCAGGAAGAGCUCCACAGACAGUGACUAUCACCAGCCCGACAUACGCUCCAGAGUUUGAUGCUACAACCACGCAGCCUGUCACCAGCAGCAAGAGGAACCCAAACUUCUUGUUGCUGAGAAAGCUGGAGGUAUCUGAGGGAGGCCGGGCACCGCUGGAACCCAAACACAUCAAGGUCAAUUUGGAUUUCCGUAAACUGGGCAUCCAUCCAUCCCAGCUGAAGUUCCGCGUCGAGGAGCAGCCUGUUCACGGCCAGCUCCGGCUGGACAUCAGUCCAGACCCUGACGGGACACUGGACAUGGUACAGGAGAGGACGAUUACAGUAGAAACAGAGGAGAAGGACCGGACCUUCAGCAUGCUGGACCUGUGGCAGGGCCGGGUGAUGUACGUUCACGGUGGUUCAGAGGACCAGAACGACUUCUUCACAUUUUCAGUCUUCUCCACCAAUAAGAGGGAGCUUCCUGUGUUUCUGAGGGGAAACCGCCUGCACAGGUUUGAGAUCAGCAUCAGUCCCGUUAAUGAUGCGCCCGUCCUCAGUCUGCCGGGGGGAAACCUGUUCACACUGCUGGAGAAGUCCAAACGACCGCUGACUACAGAUGUGCUGAGAGUGUCCGACCCUGACAGCGGUCCUGAGGAGCUGGUUUUCAGCUCCCUGGGAAACCUGAACACUGAGGCCGGAUACCUUGAGCAUCAGGAUUACCCCGGCAGGGCCAUCAACUUGUUCUCCUUAAACGAUCUGGAGGAGGGUAAGAUCAGUUUUGUCCACACGGGGGUCUCCACCUCCAGGCUGGCGCUCAGGGUCAGCGACGGGCUGAAGGUGAGCAACACAGUCGUUCUGAGGAUCAUGACGGUGGCGCUCGAACACAAACUGGUGAACAAUACCGGCGUGGAGGUGAACCAAGGCGAGGCUUCCAUCAUCAACGCCAGCCACCUUGCAGUAGAAGUGAAUGUGGCCGAUCAGGCAGCAGAGAUCUGGUAUGAAGUCACGGAGCUGCCACAGUACGGCGAGCUCCAGAGGUUGCACUCGAGUGGCGAGUGGAAACUGACGACCUCGUUCUCUCAGAAGCUUCUUGAGAAAGAGCGGAUCCGGUACCUCAGCACCUUCUACGGCCUUCAGGCUCAGAGCAACGUCACUGACUACUUCAAAUGUAACAUCAACAUCGGCUCUGUGGCCAAAGAGGAGGUUGUUUUCCCCAUCGUAGUACGCUGGAUUCACUUCAAGGUCACGCGAAGCAAAAUGGAGAUCAACGGCGUUCAGACUGCUGUUGUGACUCCUGAGGAGCUCAACGUGAUUUCUAAGGGCGUUAAACUCAAUGAAAGCGAUCUCCACUUCAGACUCGUGACGGUGCCAAAGAAAGGCCAGAUGUUCCUCGACAGCGAAGUUCUGCAAAGGAACUCCACCUUCAGCCAGAAGAACAUCACAGAUGGUUUGGUGGUUUAUAAGCUUCUGACCAGACUGCAGGACGACACCAGAGACACCUUCAGCUUCCGUGUGUUUUCAGCGCACGCCAACUCAACGGUUUACGACUUCAGGAUCAACAUCAAAGCCGAGUCGACGGCCGUCACCGUUGUAAAUAAAGGCCUUUCAAUCGUGGAAGGAGGGAGCAAAGUGAUCACGAAAGACAUCCUGUUCACUCACACGGCCAGCAACCGGGAGGUCCACUACAACAUCACAGUGAGCCCGAAGCACGGGCAGAUACGGAGGAUCAACUUCUCCAACUCAACUUCCAUAAACGACAACAUCGGGACGUUCACAAAUCAGGACAUCACUGAGGAGAGGAUCAUGUACGUUCACGACGACAGUGAGACCAAGCAGGAUUCCUUCGCGUUUCAGAUUGUGGUUUACAAGCCGCACAAACACACGAACAAGAAGGAGGACAGGAACACGGCGGAACACACCUUUAACAUCUCCGUCCAGCUCGUCAACGAUCAGAGGCCUGUCAGGGUUGUCGAUAAAGUUUUCCACGUGGCCCGCGACGGCCAGAGGCUGGUGACGUUAAAUGAUCUUCGCUUCCAGGACGACGACUCGGACUUUGAGGACAGCUGGUUGGUCUACACGAGGAGGGGGAUUCCACUGGGAGAGCUGGUGCUGGCCAGCGAUCCCAACCACAAGCUGUACGAGUUCACGCAGCGCGACAUCGAGCAGAAAAAAGUCUUGUUCGUCCACAGCGGAGUGAGUUUUGGGCGUUUCGUGCUUUUCGUAUCAGAUGGGAAACAUUACGUCUCAACGCUGCUGGAGGUGAUGGCCCAGGAUCCUUACCUGCAGGUGGAGAACAGCACAGGUCUGAUGGUCCAGCGAGGCGGGAUCACGACCCUGACCUCCGCCAACCUCAGCGUCUUCAGCAACCUCGACAUCCGCGACCCGCAGGAAGUGACGUUCGAGGUCUUCCUUCCACCCAAACACGGCGUGCUCUGCUUCAACGAAGGCCAGAGCGAGACUGUGACAAAAGCAGAUGCGAUUUCCAUAUUCACCCAGCGAGACUUGGUGGUGGGACGCCUGGCGUAUCACCACGACGGCAGCCACGAGCUGCUGGACGGCUUCAACGUGACGGCAAGGGCGAGAGAGAGGAGCACAGAGAGGCGAGUGGACAGAGGGAGGAGAGAGGUGCAUCUGGACAUCGGCGUGACGGUAAAAAUAUACCUGGAGAGUCACCAGAGGCCGCCGACCGUCGUAAACAACCGUCCAGUGGUGGUGGCCGAAGGACAGAAUGCGUCUGUAAGCAGAGAACAUUUAGAGGUGGUCCAUGAGGACAGCCAGCCCUCAGAGAUAGUUUUUACUGUCCAAAGUCCUCCUACGUUGGGCAUCAUUGAGAGAUUAUCCACUAAUAACCAGCUCCAGAACAUCAACGGAGACCUCCAGCAGCACCUCCAUAAGGGUACCAGAGGGCAGUCAACAACUUCCUUUACCCAGGAAGAUCUCAACCAGGGACUGAUCAUCUACCUUCAGCAGGCUGCAGGAAGCACCAAUGACUCGGUUCUGUUGGAAGCAACCAAUGGGGUGACAAAGGUCGGACCUAUCAGGCUGGAGAUGGACAUCAUCCCAAUCCUUCUCCCUCUACAGGUGUCUGUCUUGACCCUGGAUGAGGGCUCCUCCCUGCCGCUGACCCCAGACAUCAUCAAAGUUGCCAAUCAUCACUUCUCAGCGAUGAACUUCUUGUACCAGGUCAUCGUUCCACCGCGAUAUGGACACUUGGAGCACAGCCGGAUCCCGGGGAUGCCCAUCACCGCUUUCACACACACUGAGGUUGAACGCGAGUACAUCUCCUACAUACACGAUGGCAGCGACACGCCAAGAGACAACUUCACCAUUGUGGCCAAUCAGACUGAAAUCAGGAAGCACAGUUUGCCCUGCACCGUCCAGAUCCACAUCACACCCGUCAACGAUGAGACUCCUGUUGUCACAACCAACCACGGCCUGAAGGUGUGGGUGGGUGCGGUGACAGAAAUAACCACCGAUGAUCUGAGCGCUGAGGACACCGACACUCCACCCGAGGGGCUGGAGUUCGUCGUCACACCACCCAGCAAUGGCCACUUGGCACUGAAGAGCGCCCCAUCUAGACACAUCCUGAACUUCACCCAGAACCACAUACAGAGCAGGCAGCUGGUGUUCGUGCACAGUGGUGCACUCUUGGGUGGCUUUCACUUCCAGGUGAAUGACGGCGUGAACUUUGCUUCUCGCCAAAUCUUCAGCACAACUGCCCAGUCUCUGGUCCUCACCCUGCAGAGAAACCACCCCAUGGAGGUCUACCCAGGUUCUGUGACACCAAUCACAGAGCAAGAGCUUCAGGUGGUGACCAACAACAUCAGUGACUUCAGGAGAAACCAGUCUGUGGUCUUUGCAGUGACUGCUCCUCCUAAACUGGGCCGCCUGGUCCGACGUAUGGCCGACAACUCUACAAGGAACGUUUUCACGUUCACACAGAGCAUGGUGAACGACGGCGUUCUCCUGUAUGAUCAGAACAAGCCAGAGUCGGUGGGAUGGUCGGCUACAGACUCUUUUUCUUUCACCGUGUCUUCCCCUCCUGCUUUUCUUCCCCCGCACACCUUCAGCAUCUUAAUCUCCUACCAAGCCAACGAGCAUCAUGACAACCCUCAACACAAGACCCGACUCCUCAACAAUGCAGGUGCGGUGGUGGCCGAGGGAGGCAGGGUGAUGAUUGACAGAACGAAGCUCGAUGCCACGAAUCUCCUGGGAAAAGUCCCGGAGACCCAACGGAAAGACCACCACAUAAUGUACCGCGUGAUUUCUCUGCCUCGCCACGGGGCGCUGUCCAUAAGAGGACAUAACCUCACCAGGAACCAACCAGACUUCUCUCAGGUCACCCUGAACAAGUUCGGCAUCACAUACGUCCACGAUGACUCGGAGACGACCAACGACAGCUUCACGUUCCGGGCCUGGGUGGCUCCUUUGGAUCUCUCCUCCUCGUCCUCCUCAUCAUCCUUGUCUGCUUUUUCCUCAGACUCCUCCUCCUCUGUCACCUCCUUUUCGCCUCUCUAUUCAGCCUCAUCGUCCUCCUUUUCAUCGUUAGACACGGUUUCUCACCGCCGCGCCAAAGACAACAUGGCGGUGACGGAGAUGUUCAACAUCACGGUGACGCCGGUCAAUGACCAGCCGCCUCUGAUCAGGAGCAGAUCCCCCAGCAUGAAGGUCGUAGUGGGAGAGAGAGUCGUGCUCGGACCCAACAACCUUCAGGUUGAGGACCAUGAUACGCCUCCAGAGGAGCUGCACUACCUGGUGAUCAGUAAGCCCAACAACGGCUACCUGACUCUGGGGGAGAGACCGGAGCCGGUGACCUCCUUCACCCAAUACGACAUCAACCACGGCCGGCUGCACUUUAUACAGAAGGGUGAGCCCUCGACAGGAGUUUUCUACUUCAACGUAACCGACGGUCACCACCGCCCGCUCUACAAGCUGUUCAGUUUGGAGGUGAUCAAGCCGUCGGUGUUCAUGGUGAACAACACCGGCCUGUCGCUGCGCCAAGGCCGCACCGCCGUGGUUCUAACAACCAAACAGCUCGCAGCUCAAACCAACGGCCAGGGUCAGGCCGACAUCUCCUACACGGUCACCAGUCACCCUCGCCACGGACGCAUCGCUAUCAACGACCAGGAGGUCACCACCUUCCGCCACGAGGACCUCCAGUUCGGGCGCGUCGUCUAUCACAUGACCGAGCUCAGCGAAUCGGAGGACAGCUUCCAGAUUUCAGUAUCAGCCUCGUCUCCGGGUGUCGACUACGGAAAUGUGACGGCGCAGACGGUGAAGGUGACUGUGCGACCUCUGAUCUACCUGAGAGAGACGAUUCGAGUUCCCAGUGGCGUCCCUGUGAAACUGGGGAAAGCCAUGAUCGAUGCCUCCGAACUCGCCAGGAUCAGUCGAGCUGAUCCCGUGUUUGAGGUUCUGUCUCCACCAAAACAUGGCAAACUAGUCAAGAUGACCUACGACCCUAAACGAGGAUCAGAGGUCCUGAAGUCGUUCACGUUCAGAGAUGUGAUGCAAGGCCGAGUCGCCAUCGAGGAGACUCUCAGCGACAGCCAACUCAACAACAACGAAUCCAGAACAGCCCGAGGCCACGCUCCCGCCACGCCCCUCAACGAUUCCUUCAUCUUCCUGCUGAAGGCUGGAACCGUUCAGCCGGCGAAGGGCGAGCUUCACUUCACCAUCCUACCCCACCACCAGAUGCGUCACGGCACAGGCGGUUUCAAUAAAGGAGACGGCGGAAGUCACGAUCGCACGACAACCCACCAGCCUAACCACAACAGGACACAGCACAAGCCGAGGCCUCACAGCCGCUGGGGGAACCACACUCGCAGUGGGAGUCACGGAGGAAGAUCCGGCAGCAGCGCAGAAGGAGCGGCGGGAGGAGGCGGCCACGGUCACGCCCCACAUCCCCACGCUCCUGUCGAAGAGAAACACAACCCGAUGAACCCUCCCGACAUCCAACCGGUUCACGUCGAGGUUCUCCCUCGCCCCGCCUCCGACCCCCUCCUCAUCAUCCUGCCGCUGCUGGCCUGUUUGCUCCUCAUUGUGAUCCUCGUAGUUUUGAUUCUGGUGUUCCGCCACCGCAAGGAGAAACAAGCCCGGCUGCGGUUCAUGCAAGAGCUCGCCGCGGUGCCGUUACCCCCCGAGGAAAGCCCUUAUCUGGGCCGGUCGGAGCGCAGCGUGGCCAUGCCCUCUGUGGUGGUCACCCCGCUCGGCUCUGCAAGCUGUCCGACCUCCCCCAGGAUCCCCAUGAGCCCCAGGAGGAGUCUGGCCCCUGGGAUGACCUUCUGGGGACCUUUUGAAUCCACUCUAGCAGGCGGCGAUGGGAAUAUUAGGGUCUGUAACAGCAGUGGAAGAGAUAACAUAACUUCUAGUCCUGCACUCCCGGCUGUUCCUGCAGGAUUCAAGACCUCUGUGAGAUCUCGGUCACCGACUCUCAAAGACAACCAGUACUGGGUCUGA
Molecule: messenger RNA, 7596 nt
Organism: Stegastes partitus (bicolor damselfish)
Lineage: Eukaryota; Metazoa; Chordata; Actinopteri; Pomacentridae
Product: chondroitin sulfate proteoglycan 4-like
Exons: 23
Coding region: 1-7596 (2531 amino acids)
Biological process (GO): anatomical structure morphogenesis
Source: RefSeq, a predicted model, not a curated record